AUGGCGAGCGGCAAAGCACUUCGCAGCGGUCUGUUCACUAUGACGGCUCUGCCGACAGCCAGCGAUAGGGCCGGCCUGAUUACGCUCAACGGACCCGUGUGGAAAGAACAACGACGCUUCUUCCUGAGGACGUUCAAGCAGCUUGGAGCUGGCACGCCGGCAAUGGAGGCUCGGAUACAGAAGGAGCUGUCGUACCUCCUGCACGAGCUGAAAGCUCGCGAAGGGACGCCCGUUGUUCCUCCCGACCUGCUCACCACCAGCGUCUCAAACAUAAUGACCGAGCUGUUGACGGCCACGCGGUUCGGACACAAGCACCCCAAGCGUGCCCACAUCGACGAACUGGUGGACGCUAUCUUGGUGCUCUCCAUCCAGGUGACGGCCGUCAACUUAUUGCCAUGGCUACGCAGAUUCAUCUGCUACUUCAUGCUGGGAACAUACGGGAAGCUGAAACAAGUCUUCAUCAACAGGAAUAUCUUCAGCGAAUCGGGAAUAUCGAAAGUGGAGAAAAUGUACGAGGACGGCCGGGUGCGCAACUUCACAGACGCGUACAUCGUCGAGAUGAAACGGCCGGGAGAUAGAAACAGACUCUUCACACGAACACCGUUCGUGAAGCUGGCUGCUACCUACCGACUCUGCUGUUGCUAUCUGCAGCAGUGA
Messenger RNA from Dermacentor silvarum, 657 nucleotides. Its product is annotated as cytochrome P450 2J6-like. The record is from RefSeq and is a predicted model, not a curated record. Gene Ontology annotation, molecular function: heme binding; oxidoreductase activity, acting on paired donors, with incorporation or reduction of molecular oxygen; monooxygenase activity. The transcript is spliced from 5 exons. Lineage: Eukaryota; Metazoa; Arthropoda; Arachnida; Ixodida; Ixodidae. The coding region runs from base 1 to 657 and encodes 218 amino acids.